This is a messenger RNA of Megalops cyprinoides (Indo-Pacific tarpon), 1190 nucleotides long. It is a transcript of the gene bnip1b, whose product is annotated as BCL2 interacting protein 1b. Gene Ontology annotation, biological process: retrograde vesicle-mediated transport, Golgi to endoplasmic reticulum. NCBI's taxonomy places the organism in Eukaryota, Metazoa, Chordata, Actinopteri, Elopiformes, Megalopidae. The transcript is spliced from 6 exons. The record is from RefSeq and is a predicted model, not a curated record. Bases 1 to 690 code for a protein of 229 amino acids. Gene Ontology annotation, cellular component: endoplasmic reticulum; SNARE complex. Gene Ontology annotation, molecular function: SNAP receptor activity.
AUGGCGGCCUCCUCGGAUGUUCACGUCCGAAUUUGUGGCCAAGAAAUAAUAAAAUAUGACCUAGAAAUAAAAGCCCUCAUUCAGGAUAUCAGAGAAUGUCCGGGUCCUCAAAGCGAGCUGAUGGAUUUAAACUCAAGAGUCAAAGAGAAAUUCGGUCAACUCAGACUUCGGAUUGAGAAUCUGGAGCAGAUGGCAAAAGAACAAGAUAAGGAGACGGACAAACUAGCUAUCCUGAGUGAGUCAGAGAGCCACCGGAAGCAGAUGUUGAGUAACCAGACAGCAUGGAGGAAAGCCAACCUGGCCUGUAAGCUGUCCAUUGACAGAAUGGAGAAAGAGGAACUGCUUCAUGGUGGUGGUGCCUCAGUGAGACAGAGAAAGACGACAAAAGAGAGCCUAGCCCAGACGUCCAGUGGCAUCACAGAGAGUCUGAUGAACAUCAGUCGAAUGAUGUCACAGCAAGUGCAGCAGAGCGAGGAGACUAUCAGCACAUUGGCCACGUCUUCAAGGACGGUUCUGGAAACCAGCGAGGAGUUUAAGGCCAUGACAGGGACUAUACACUUGGGGAGGAGGCUCAUCACCAAGUACAACCGGCGGGAGUUAACUGACAAGCUGCUCAUCUUCCUGGCCCUGGCGCUCUUUCUGGCCACCGUCCUGUACAUUCUGAAGAAGAGACUCUUUCCCUUCAUGUAGAACCCUCUUAUUUUCCCCUCUGCUUCACAUUUGGGGUGCUAUGAUGGAAAAAUGCACAAUACCGGCAAAAAAAAGAAAACAUGCAGUCUUUGAAUCAGGAUCAUUCAAAGGAGAGGUCAGAAGUGUCAGUACGGCAUUUCAUUUAUUGUUAGUUGUUAUUAUUAUUACCCUCAGCUGUUCUGUGAAACAGACCAGGGAAUUUUUGUGGUUGGUAUAUACGUAUAUGUAUUACUUGCAGAAAACAGUGCUAUUGUGACCUGAGUAAAGAAAGAAAAGUUUUUCAGCUGAGAUAUUAAACCUUUCAUGCCCUCACAUUUAUCACAGUGAAAAACUAGUUCUGAAUGCACUUUGCUGGUAUACUGAAAAGUCAAAACAUGUAAGAAAAUACAUUUUUUAAGAAAGUGGACUAAGAGUAACCACAGCUACAUUUCUCAACCUUGGGCCCAGUUCAGUCUGACAGCGACUGCUCUUUACCCUCAAUUUUUAAGGAAAUGCCCCCC